Cataglyphis hispanica is the source of this 6568-nucleotide messenger RNA. It is a transcript of the gene Syt1, whose product is annotated as synaptotagmin 1. The record is from RefSeq and is a predicted model, not a curated record. Gene Ontology annotation, biological process: calcium ion-regulated exocytosis of neurotransmitter; synaptic vesicle endocytosis; cellular response to calcium ion. Gene Ontology annotation, molecular function: phosphatidylserine binding; calcium-dependent phospholipid binding; syntaxin binding. Bases 365 to 1669 code for a protein of 434 amino acids. Gene Ontology annotation, cellular component: dense core granule; synaptic vesicle membrane; axon. NCBI's taxonomy places the organism in Eukaryota, Metazoa, Arthropoda, Insecta, Hymenoptera, Formicidae. The transcript is spliced from 10 exons.
GCCAUGUUCGCGCGUUCACCACCACCAGUCAGGCGCACUCGGCACGUCGUCGUCGCCGUCCUCGUCGUCGUCGUCGACGAGUGAUCGUCGUGGCAGGAUAGAUUUUCGUCCCCUUUGACCGUUAUCGUCGCGAACGACGUAGCCAUGCGUCUGUAAAAUAUUUGAAAGAGUGAUAAAAUUUGUUCCGCACAUUUUUUUCGCCUUUGUGUUCGAGCUUUCGAACGCGAGAAAUCCGUCAAGUAGUUACAGCCGAGUCGAGGCCGCCGUCGAGUAACGCCCAGGGGUGGAAAUAGCUCGAAGAAAGAAGAAAGAUAGAGAGAGAUAGAGUGCAUAUAGAACCCGUUGAAACAGCUUCCGUGUCAAAAUGCCACCGUUCGUCAAAAGGGACGUGAACCCUGCCGAGACGCGUAACGAGGAAGUUAGCGAUGCUGGUAUCACCGAUUCCAACAUAUUUUUCACUACAGAAAUUGAAGAGAAGGCUGGAACAGAUGAGGUCGUUACCGAAAGCGCGGCGAAAUCCUUCAAGAAUAAAGUGGUGGAGUUCGAGGAAAACCUCGCGCAGGAUAUGGGGAUACCACCUUGGGGUCUUGUUGCUAUUUUAAUAGGAGUAGGCGUAAUCGUUCUCGGAAUUUGCUUCUGCUGUAUACGAAGAUGCUGUCGCAAGAGACGCUCCAAAGAUGGCAAGAAGGGAUUGAAGGGCGCGGUAGAUCUAAAGUCCGUGCAGCUUUUGGGCAGCACGUACAAAGACAAGGUACAGCCGGAUAUGGAAGAAUUGACGGACAAUGCAGAGGAACCGGACGAAGCUGAAAGUAAGCAGAGCGAAGUUAAACUCGGAAGACUACAAUACAAGCUCGAAUACGAUUUUAAUUCAAACAGUCUCGCCGUGACAGUAAUCCAGGCUGAGGAAUUGCCAGCAUUGGACAUGGGUGGCACAUCAGAUCCAUAUGUAAAAGUAUAUUUAUUGCCAGAUAAGAAGAAAAAGUUUGAGACAAAAGUUCACAGAAAGACACUGAAUCCGGUAUUCAACGAGACUUUCACGUUUAAGAGUGUCCCUUAUGCCGAUGCCAUGAACAAGACUCUGGUCUUCGCCAUCUUUGACUUCGAUAGAUUUUCAAAACACGAUCAAAUCGGAGAAGUUAAAGUGCCGCUCUGCCAAGUUGAUUUAGCGCAGACGAUCGAAGAGUGGAGAGAAUUACAGAGUGUUGAAGGCGAGGGUGGACAAGAUAACAAGCUGGGAGAUAUAUGCUUCUCAUUGAGAUAUGUACCAACCGCUGGAAAACUGACAGUAGUCAUUCUGGAAGCUAAAAAUCUGAAGAAGAUGGAUGUUGGAGGCCUCUCGGAUCCUUAUGUUAAAAUUGCAUUGAUGCAGAAUGGAAAGAGAUUGAAGAAGAAGAAAACGUCGAUCAAGAAAUGCACUCUUAAUCCGUAUUACAACGAAUCAUUCACCUUUGAAGUACCUUUUGAGCAGAUACAGAAAGUACAACUUGUCGUCACUGUAGUUGAUUACGAUCGCAUCGGCACAUCAGAACCGAUCGGAAAGGUGGUCCUGGGAUAUAAUGCGAGCGGAACGGAAUUGAGACACUGGUCUGACAUGCUGGCAUCUCCCAGGCGCCCGAUCGCUCAAUGGCAUACGCUAAAAGACCCCGAAGACGGAGAUAAGAAGGAUUAAGAAUGUUGAUUUUUCAGUUUAAGGAUAAUUGAUUGGGAAAGGGGUACGGAAAAGAAUAGGUGAGAUGUAGAGGAUAUAGAGAGGAAAGGGAGGAAGGGGAGGAAAAAAGAGAAAGCGAAUAAAUCCAAAGAGAGAGAGAUAACAAAUACAUACUUAAUAGAUAUUAAUGAUUAAUUAAACAAUAAAAAUACCAUGAAGGAUUUAACAUUAAAAUAAUUCCCAUGUGGAGAGUGUAGUGUCUUGUAUAUAUAUACGUAUAUCUAUAAUAUACUUCUCUCUGUAGAUGUAACGUUAAAUUAUUUCAGGUAACGCGUCGUCCUUUUUGAGAUAUCGAUUGAACAGAAACGAAAAUGUUGAAUAUUUACAAACAAAAUAUAUAUAUCCCCGAAAAGUAUCUACAUCAUUAGAUAUCCCGCAGAUAGGCUUCCAUCUUGGUUCGGCCGAUCGGUGCAGAUUUCCGUCAUAAAUUUUCUCUAAAUGCGUCGUUCAUGUUACAAAUAUUAUAUUUAACUAUUUCGGUUGUAUCGUCCGUAAAAGUAGCGGUAUAAUUUUUUUUCAAGCGAAGAAACACGUAGCAAAAAUGGUGUAAACGUUGACAGUUGUGUGCGAAAUAAUAGUGAUGGAUGACAACAUCGAAUACGCAAAACACUUCGAAAUAUGAAUUAUGAUUAUUAAUUAAGGGACUUGGUAAAAGAAAGUGUUACACAAAGUAAUAAAUGUUGGCAAGAGGUGAAAUUAUAAUUGAAUUAAUAUAAAAUUAUUUUUUUCGAAAUUUUGGACAGUUGUAAAAUUAUUUCCUUUAAUAAACAUAAUUAUAGUAUACAUAUAUGUCUGUAUAAUAUUUUUUUUCAAUUUAUUAAUUUUUUUCAUUUUUUUUGUACCAUUCCUCUUCCUUUUUACCAAGACCUUUAAUUAAAAUUAAAAAUUAUUACUGGCCAUCACAUUUCAUGCAUUUUCACAAUCCAUUGCGUUAUUUUGAAUCUCUUCGAAAAGAAUCGAGAUCGCGUCGUGCACUGAACUCUCUCGUGCGCUCGAAAGCUCACAUUGUGGCUCAGUGAACGUGCAUAAGCUUUGCUCAUGGACAUUUCUUUAUUGAUCUUCAAAUAAAACAACAUCUCGGCAUAUUUUCGUGCAAACAGGCAAUGCUUGAAUCGACGAUAUUCAACCCCGUGUGCUAUAGUUAGAUGACUCUCCACUCAUUAUAUGCCACUUGUACGGAGAACGAUCCACGAUACGAAACGAAGCAUGCGAGUAGAAUCAUUUUUUGAUUUUUAAGGCGACCAAAAAAUAUUUUUUUGCUAUUAAAUAAGAAAAAUAUAAAAAAUAUAAAAUUGUUUAAAUAAUAUUUUAACAAAUUGCAUAUAAUUUACAUUCUAUUAUCUUAUUAUAUAGUACAUUAUUAACUGUUUAUUAAUUGUUUUAGUCCUAUUAUGAUUAUUCAUAUAUCGUCGCAUAAAACAUUUAAAAAAAUAAAGAGAUGCAAUUCUGAUGGAUUGGUUCGAAUGUCGAGUGCAUCUAAAAUAAUUCAAGAAAAUUCUCGUUGUAGAAAUUGAGUUUGUAACGUUUCACCAUUUCCUUCGAGACUAUGCCCAAUUUUUGUAAAAGAAGAAUCGUAUCGUAUAUCGAAAUUGUACGUUGGCUUUUCGCGUGACUAUUAUGCAAUUUUCUACUCGUCAUCCAUCCAUCACUCGUGAUCCGUGAUAUAUGACGGACGUUCGCAUCUGCAUGUAACUGUGUAAAAUAUUCAUAUAUAUAUAUAUAUAUAUAUAUAUAUUCUAUUGUACACAUAAUAUAAAUUAUAUUGCGAGUUAUACAUUAUCUGCAGAUAUUGUUAUCGUUUUUUAGUCGUAAAUCGCGAACGGUCCUAUUCAUCUCGACUUAAUCCGCAUCCAUUAAUCAUUCAUAAUAUCGUCGAGCAAUCGAAGCAGCAGUGUCUCAUGUUGAUAUCCUUGGAUAUCCGAGGGAAAUUACGAUCAAUGUGAAAUACAGAUGCACGGAAAACGAGGAAAUUGAAAGGAUUGUACAAGCAUCGCGGUAUGAUAAAAAUAUAGAGCAAAAUUCUAUAAUAAUAUUAAUUGCGGAUAUUCCAAUGUGUCUACAAACAUAAGUUUAUUGGUGAACAAGCCAUUUUUGCGCAAAAUAUAACUUGUUUGUUUUUGCGACAAAUUUUUUAAUCGCGGAAAAUACUGAAUUUAAUACGAUUGGUCAAAGUCGUUGAUUUUAAAAAGAAGAUUUCUUCGUUUCUCUCUCUAUUCUCUCUUUCUCGUCUAAUUGAAUUGAAAGUCUAAUUUCUUUUGUAAAUAUACAUAAGUAUGUCAGCUGUGAGAGACAUCCUUUCAGAGAUUACGAUUCCUCGCCGUUUGUCAGUUUUCACUGUUCGAUUUUAUGUUAUUAGCUAAUGCAAUUUUAGUUUUAACGCCCCCUCUGAGAGAGAAGUUAUACAUGCUAUAUCAAGUUCUAGUCACGAUAUGAUAUAUAAGAAUACGAUAACGUCCGAUAAUGAUAUAUUUGAGAUAAUCACCAAUCCUGGUCGUCGCGAACGCGUUUGCUUUUCUUUCAACUAUUUUUGCAGAUUACAAAAAUUAUGUAGAAUCUUUUAUUUUUUUAUAUUAUAAAAAUACAUUAAUCAAGCAAAUAUUAAUUUUCUUUCUCUUUUUACAACUAUAAUAUGUGUAUAUUUUAUCAACAAAUUUUUUUUAAAUUUAUUUUGUCCCUUUACCUGUAUAUAUAAAAUAUAUUUAUUUUCUGUUACACAUAAAUGAUUUAUUACCGCUUUUAUAUAUUUUCUUGUAACAAAUAUUUAAUAGAAUUUUAGAAUCUUUUAGAAUCCUUGUAACCAAAUUCUUAUUAGAGUUUUUAUAAUAAUUGCGCUAUUUUCUUAAUCGCGCAAUAGAAAAAGACGUGGUCAUCUCAAGUAUAACGAUAUGGAUGAUCUCUUGAUAAUAUAUAAUAAUAACUAAUGAUAAAUAUAUAAUAAUCAUAAUAAUGUUAAUGAUAACCAAGGAUAGCGAGAAUGGAGACUAUUUGGCGAUAUCGAUUGAUUUUAGCUUUGUAUCGUAGCGUUUACUCGAUAUGUAAGAUUAUAUAAUUACGCGUUACAUAUAUAUAUCUAUUAUCGUUAUAACAAAUGAAGAUUAAAGUAAUUUAUUAUAGAAUGAAAUUAUCUUAUACGCGGGAUGGAAAAGGAAGGGGGAUACGCCAUUAAAAAGGUAUUCUCGGAAUCCUUUUCCCGUAUCUCUCAAUGUUUCGAAAUUAAUUCGAUAAUAUAUCCAUCUGUAUAUCUAUCCUAUUAACGAGAGCUGUGUUACCGAAAUCCAAGUUUAUCUUCAUCAGCAUUUACGAAAAUGACUCAUCACUUUCGGAAAUGAUGAGAACGUAAUGAUGAGAAUUUACAUCAAGAGGAUUUUAAUAUGAGAUAGUUUUAAAAUGUUAUUUGAAAAUGUUAAUUUUUUAAAUUAAAUUAAAUUAUUUUAGCUCUUAAAAUAAUCCCAUUUAUAGCGAGGAUUCUUAACUUUUCAUUUUUCUUCAUUCCAUCAAUGAUUUAGUUUUAUAUCUUCGGUGAGCAAUUUUGAUGAUGUCAUAUAUAUUAUUCUCAUCGCUAUGUUUCAAUUCGAAGCAUAAGAUCGAAUAAGAAAAUUGGAAAUUCACGCUAGUAAUAGACCGCUAAUAUUAUCAGCCGUUUAAAAAGAUAUUUUUACCUUGCGAAUCGUAAUCGCCGAUCAGAGAUCUCAUCUCAUCGGCGAUCGGAAUCCAUCUAAAGCAACACAAUUAUCGCAUUAAUUAUCACAACGCGCAUAUUUAACAACUCAUUAAUCUGAUCGUCGAGCGAUUGGAGAGAGAAGUAGAGUGUAGAAUAGCGGUGUGUAAAGUCUUUUAGUCACGUAGUGUGUCUUGUAGUAGGCCUUGAAGGAAAAUUUUCCCCCGAAUUUUUCACCUCCGAGAUUGCGAUCAUGAAAGACCUCUCUUAUUUAUGCGUUACUCGGGUUUGGUUCUACCGUUUAUCCAGGACCAAUUAUCGAAUUAAACGAUAAUAUAACAAUAUAUAGCAUGUGCGAUAGCACGCUAUUACUCAGCAGCAUUGUACUUAAACUACUUUAAUGAGAAUUCACGAAUUAAUAUAUAUUGUUGAAAAAUGAUUGAAUGGCGUCGACUGGGGACAAUGACUGUAGUAUUAAUUUAUCCGGCCGAUGAUUGCAAAAUUGUCAAUCUGUCAUUAUGAGAGAGAGGAAGAUAAAAGAGAAAAAAAGAGAAAGAAAAUUGGAACAUUUUUUACGCUCCCUGAAUCAAAAGUAUUCAAUUCUUUUUUUCGCAAAAAAAAUAGAUGUCUUCUUUCAAUUUUAUCAUUAUUAAUAUGAUCGGGUGCAAGCAUAAUUUUCUAAUGUCUUUCCCCUUCACUUUUGAAAUAAUCAUAUUAAAUGAUUUUCACCAUUGACGGCCUGGUCGGCGCCAUCGUGAGUUAAAAAUUUAGCUAGAGAUAGAUCCGUUCUCUUCGACUGCGCUUCUUUUUGCACUUUCCGUACUUCAAAUAAGAUAGAUCUGUAUUCACAUUACACGAAGAGGGGACUAAAAAAAAAAAGAGAGAGACAACAAGCGUGCUAUCGAAGAGAACGGAAUUGGUAUAAGGAGAACCAUGUACGUCCUAUAUGUACAAUGUCGCUCGCUAUAUUAACAUUGAUAUCGAGUAUCUCAUCCCAUCUACCCAUUUACAAGUAAUAUUUAAUUAGAGGCAGUAAAACGCGUCGAUUGUCGUGAUUGAAAUAAUAGAAGGUAAAUGUAACACGCACCGUGAUAUAAUAAAUUGUACGUGUGAAUACUCUGUAUCGUACGGAGAGGAAGUUGCGAUCUGUCCGAGCAGGCUCGUAGAGAGAACGAAGUGAAAAUAAAGAGAUGUACACACGA